AACGGAAUGAUUCGAUUGGUUCGUGUUGACAGAACGCUAGAAAUUCAAAAAGAUCCAACUGGCUCCAAACUGUAACAAAAAAAUCAGCAGAUUCUGGAGCCGGAGCUCGGACACGGAGGCUGCAAAAUCCAGCCCGAGGCCAGAGAAUCGCUGCCUUUAUCCAAACCAGCAACUGGCGGAGGGACAGUGACCUUGAUACACUAUAUCGGACUCUAGCAGACGCCGAGGGAGGUUGGGGUAUUGUGAACGGGGAGAGGCAGCUGGAUCCGCCGUGCGGAUCCCAGUAAUAUGCCGGCACUAUGUGGUGUAUUACUGAAGAAGCUCCUGUUACAAUAAUGAAGGCCAGUCCAAGAAGGCCUUUGAUUCUGAAAAGGAGGAAGCGUCCCCUGACAUUCAAUAAUCCAGUAGAUAUAAAGGAGAAUCCUCCUGAAGACAAGAAUAAUGGAAGUAAAUACAAACCUGAGCCCACAAGUUUUGACACAGAUAGCACUUGUUCAACAAAGGAUGACUUAAGACACUCUCAGAAACACACAGCCAUUGAGACACAAAAAGUCCCUGAGAGGAUUCGGAUUGUAAACCAUCCUUCACUGCCCAACACUCAGGUUGUGUUAAUUCCAAAAGAUGCAGAUCUUCAAAGCAUCAUAGCAGCACUCACGGCAAAGGGAAAGGAGAGUGGCUCCAAUGGACCCAAGAAAUUUAUUCUUUUGAGCGGUAAUGCAACUUCCUCCUCUCGCCAGAGCCAGUCUUUGGAAAGUAAUGAUCCAUGUGCACCUCUUCUGGGAAGGGGAAAAAAAUCCAUGGAAUUACAGGAGGAGCCAAGUUUAACAGUUGCUAACUCUAGUGGCAAGUUGGCCAUACCGGACUUUAUAAGUAAUAUUAGCAUCAAAAAGGAGGAUGAUUGCUCGGUUCAAGAACCUCAAACACCAGUGCCUUCAUCUCUAUAUGACCAAGAGGCUGGUACAGUCACCAAAGUUCCUGAACAUCUUCUCCUGGAUGACAGUCUGACCAACAUUCAGUGGCUGGGUAAAAUGAGCACGGAUAGCCUGGGGGCGUGUAGCGUGAAAGAUGAAGCUGAGAAAGAAAACCAAGAGCCUCCACCAGAAAGUGCCACUCCAGAGUCUGUUCACGAAAGGCCUCCAUACUCCUACAUGGCCAUGAUUCAGUUUGCAAUAAACAGUACCCAGAGCAAGAGGAUGACCCUGAAGGAAAUCUACACCUGGAUUGAGGAUCAUUUCCCCUACUUCAAGCAUGUGGCCAAACCAGGUUGGAAGAACUCUAUUCGGCACAAUCUGUCUCUUCAUGAUAUGUUCAUACGUCAAACGUCUCAUAAUGGCAAGAUAUCACACUGGACAAUCCGUGCUGAAGCCAACCGCUUCUUGACAUUGGACCAGGUUGUUAAGUCAUCGGAUUACAGCCCAACUGACCAAACCCAUUGGAUCCAAGCAGUGCCUGUGCUGGUCUGUCAACAACAACAAAAGCGAACUGGUACCACUGAGCUACCAAAGAGUAAUGUUGCUACCAGCACAGAAGUUAAUCUGAGAAAGAUGAAACCAUUGCUGCCACGGACUGACUCCUACCUGGUACCCAUUCAGUUGCCAGUCAGCUCCUCCCUCAUCCUACAGCCAUCUCCUCACAUCACCCUACCAACAAUCCAGGGGCACCGUUCUUCAACUAGCAGCAGUAGUGAGUUGGCUAGGAAGCGCAAGCGUGUUCGGAUUGCACCAAAGGUUCCAAAUGAGAGUCUGAGUUGUAAUCAUCCUGCAACCUCAAUAAAGAAUACUGAGAAACUGACGCUGAUUCCACCAAUCCCUCCAGUUACUGAUAUCCAUGAGAAUUCUGCAGCAGCAAAACCCUAUGAGGUCUCCAAGGAGAGCAGUUCCAGGCGAAAGCAGAGACAUGUUCUUCAGCCUGUGGAGGAACCUGUUCUUCUGUUCCCAGAAGCCAGUGAGUCCAUGGCAGAGAGUGGACUAGAUUUGGGUUUUGUGUCUGGUUUCAAUGAGUCUAGAACCUUGGACCAGUGCUCAGAUUUUACAAGCACCACAAUAGACUAUAACUUCAAAACACCCAUUAAAGAGAAGCCCCAUGAUCUACCUUCCUCAUCAACCCCCAGUAAAGGCACCAGUGAGAGCUCUCCAGUUAAUGUAGCAAACAGCUGGAAGAUUGCACUGACCCCUUUGAAAAAAGACGACAACCUAUUUGAGUUCAGUCCUGUGAGGACACCAUGUGGUUCCUUCCUAACACCCUUGCGUAAUAACACAGGAUACCUGAGUUUUAGUAGUACACCAUUUAAGGACUUUGCUCUCUUUGAGUCACCACGAGAACUCUUGAACUCACCAGUUAAGGAUCUUGUGUCUGACACAGGAUUCUCCCCUCUUUCAGAGGGCAAUUCUGGAAGGUGUUCUCGAGAACUUCAGAUAAAUGCAAACACCAAAGCUUUGACUGAAGGCUUGGUCUUAGACACCCUCAAUGACAGUCUUAGUAAAAUAUUACUGGACAUUAGCUUCACUGGCCUGGAGGAUGAGGAUUACGAACUUGGGAAUAUGAGCUGGUCAACACUAAUUCCAGAACUGAGAUAAUUCAUUUUGUGAGGAAAGGAGUUUUGCUGCUUAAAUUAUUUUUAUUCUUGAUGUUAAUACCAUUUCAUGUUCAAACUGGUGUAGCUAUCGAGUCAGAAUUAGAAAUACCUUCUUGGACUAAACCCUUUGACAAAAUUUCAGGUUAUCUUUGAAGUCAUCAAUUCCUUGUGUCUAUAUCUAUAGGUAUUUAGUUCCUCACCCAACUGGACUGUGCUUACUGUAACUGGAUUAAUCACUGUUCAUACGUACAAUCCUUUGCACGUGUCUGUGAGUGUCUGCCAUACUGUGUAUUGAUUGUGUGUGUGUGUGUUUGUGUGUGUGUGUGUGUGUGUGUGUGUGUGAGAGAGAGAGAGAGAGAGAGAGUUUGCGCGCGCGUGCGUGCACAUACUGUCUUUGCUGCUGCUUUAUCUUCCUGGAUACAGGACAUUCGGCCACUUUUAAAGGCCUUGAGAUCUCCCUAGCACUGCAUUUCUGAUGAUAGUCAGCAGAUUUCUUGAUUCUGACUACAGAUUUUCUUAUUUCUUGGUGUCUCCUCAGGGAAUGUCAGAAAGUUUUGUAUAUUGUACUUGUAAAUAUAUUUUUAAAAAUGUAAAGAGAGAAAUAUGAAGGGGAAUACAAGCCUUGUAAUGCUUAGGGAGAGGAGAAUGUGACUUUCUUAAUUUCAGUGAAGGUCUAAUCUUAACUGAAGCUUGUUGUCUAGUUAAUAAGAUGAGAUAAUGCAGGCAAGUCAUAGUUGAUCAGUGUUGAUUUAAAUUGUCCACCUUUGAUGUAUCUUCGCACAUUAAUAUUUGCAUUGCAUACAGCAGCUGGCAACAUUCAGUUCCAGCCCAAGAGUUUUUAAUAGAAAACGUUGGAAAUUAGUCAGUAUCUGACUAGUUAACAAUUUGGGUGUAAUCAGAACUGCCAAAGAUGCAAAAUUUUUCCAGAUUUUUCAUUAUUUCAGAUUUCUAAUGCUUGCAAUUUGUUUUUCCUUCAUGUACUCUAAUUUCCAGGAAGAAAGCAACACUUUGUACCUCUAUCAGCUUUAUUUUUCUUGACUGAUACCUGUCACUAGAUCAAGCCCCUUCUCCCUGACCAGUGAAUCCACAUUCUUCUGUGUAUUGCUAUGUAGCUUGCAAAUCAUCUUGUUAUAAAUAUUGAAGUAUUCACUUAAAUGUGCGAAGUUUGGGUUUGGUGUUCAAAACGUAUGAUGUAUUUCAGAUUAAAUGUGAUACUGAUACUGAAUGUGAACGGUCCCUUUCUGUGACAUACUUUUUAAAAAGAUGAAUAACAGAAUAGAAUUCUAAAAUUCAGCAUAAAGGCUCUACAAUAACAGCUACAAAUAGUCCUUGAGGUGGGAAUUUGGAAUCUACACUAUACUGCAGUUUUAAACUUGAGCUUGAGCUUGCAUCCUUGUGUUUCCAAGUUACUUGCUGUUGACUUCCUACUUUAGCAAAUACGAAAAUUCUCUCUCAGCUCAGGCCCUUCACUGUUCAUCAAUCAUAUAUCUGUAGUCCACUUUCAACCAGUUGAUGGUUUAUCACAUAAAUUAAUUUAGUGGUUUGGCAUCCUUCUUUCGGAAACACCAAUGGUACUACCUUCAUUAACUAUUCUUUGACAGAUUUUUUACUCAUCAAUCAAUGUUAGGUUUGAGACUUAACAAUUAAUCCAGCAUCAACUGCUGUUUGCAGAACUGAGUUCCAAAGUUCUACCACUUUCUUCUUCUAAAUUCACUUCUGAAAAGUCUGUCUCUAAACUUUAGACUAUGGUUCCUAUCCUAGAUUCCCCAAUGACCAAAAUUGUUUAUCUAUUGUUAUCUAUUCCCUUUAAUAUUUUGAAAACAUCAAUCAGAUCACCCAUUCAGUUCUUCUGGGAUUUGGAGACUAAUUUGUGCAAUCUUUCCUCAUAAUGUAACUUUCCAGUAGCAUUCCAAAACUUUAUGCUGCAAUACUCUAAGUGCUACAUAUCAUGACUGUGGUGUAACCAGAAAAUUGCACAGCUGAAGAACUCUGUAUUCUAAUAUAUUUUUAUUUUCUUGGCAAUUAUUUUCUGCACAUUUUGCAUUCUGCUUGAUAUUUUAUGUAUUUGUUGCUCAUUAUAAAUCUCUUAUUUACAUUUUAAUCAGAAUUUUAUUUUAAUCAUUGAUUUGGAUACCCUUUCUUUCUCUCAUGGGUAUAAUAUCUUAACUGUGCCAUCACUUUGCAUGCAUUUCAUUGUUCAUUAAAAGGUUUAUUUAUACCAAUAGUUGCUUCCUAUCUCCUGAGCCAGCUCACUUAAAUUAGUCCUCUUCACUUUGACUAUUCACUUGAUUCAAAAAACAAAAUACUGCAAAUGCUGGAAACGAGAAAUAAGAACAAAACAUCUUCGGAGCGAGGAGCAGAUUUAAACGGCAAGAUUUUACCAACACACCUGAUCGCCACCUCAAUCAGAAUUGCAUUCGUAGGUAGGUGAUGGAACCUUUCUCCUAAUUUUAUGGGUGACAGCUCAUAAGUAGUUGCUGCAGCCUAAUUGGAGUCACAACAGCUCAGCAUCACAAUCAGGAAUAGUGGCCAAAGAAGAGGCAACACAGGAGUCUUGCAGCAUUGAGGAGGUACUUUGAAAAGUAGUUUUAAAAGUGUUGAAUGAUUCGAGGAAACCCCUUUGAGGAAAUAGUGGGGACUGUGCAUGGCCCUCUCUAAGGUUCUGUAGAACAAUCCCACCAGGCCAGCACUGGGUGGCUGCCUCCAGUCAGCUAGAAAUAGCCUAUACUUAUUCAAAUUGGCUUCCCUCCUUGUAGUUGGGAAUCCAAUCUGCAGGAGCUCCCUAUGAUUUCACCAAAUUCCACACUUUGAUUUUAUGUUUCUCAUCUGUAGUUAGAUAACUGAAGUUCCUAACCAUUACUACUCUUAAUAUUUUUAACUUUCCUGAAAUUUACUGCAGAUUUACUCCUCUAUCUCUUUCCUAAUACCAAGUGUUCUAUAAUAUACACCCAAAAAAUGUUUUAAAUCAUCUAGCACAUUAUCCUUCCCAGAACUACAACACUUUAUAGUAGUACCAUUUCUGCCAUCCUGUAUUUUUUCCAUUUCAAUCCCUCCUGAAUACAUGAAAUGGUCAUAUGCAGGUUUUCUUAUGAAAGAGAGACCAGGAACUUACUGUGCAGCAAGCUUCACUUUUAUAGCUGGAAUGUGAAGCUUCCAAUUUCCUUCUUAAUUGAGCAAAGUUUCCAUAUUGCCACUCAUCAUAUGUCUAUCUGGCCAGUUAUGCAUGGAGUUUACCAAUCUUAUUUCUCAACCCCUGCAUUUAUGUAAUCCUGCAUCAGUCUAGUUUGCAUUUCUCUCCUGUUUGAUUCCAGUUUUCUGAAUUAUGGUCUAUUUUUAAUGCUGCUUGUUUUUACCAGUUGUCAACGCUUCUUGUUUCUUUGACACUUUGCCAUGAUUUCCCUUUUCCUGUCCAUAAAGUUUAGAACUUACCCCACAACACAAACUAACCUUCCUUUUGUGGACAUUUAUCUCAGCCCUGAUCAGAUGCAACCUGUGUGUUUUUGCAAAACCCUCCUGUAUCUAAAUGGGUCUCGAUGCUUUGGGAAUCUGAAGCCCUCCCUUCCUUCUGCAUCAUUUCACAGUAGCUCUAUCUUGCCCUUUUCAAUAUAUGCUACUGCAUGCUUCUGAUUCUAUUAAAAACUCUGUCAGUAAAUCUGCAAUUAUUUUCAGUUAAGUCUUGAUCUCACUUCUUUCAAGCAAGGUCUGUGGAUAAAAGAUUAUCUCAUACCCUUGAAAAAAAUCUAAUAUUUUACUGUGCAUAGGCUGUCAGGGUGAGAUGUUUCUGAAAAAGUCCACAUUCUGGUGUGAUGUUCAUUAAUGUUAGGCUAAGUAUUCUACAUCUCUUGUUGCUCUAUCAUAACACCGCUUGAAGAUGCUUUCAUUUACAUUCUUUCCUUUGAGGAAACUUUGGCCUGUGCAUCAAGAGGCAGUUUGAAAUUCCUGGGAAGAAUGGUUUUCCCUGCACAAACUAUUGGAAGGGUGUUAGCUGUAGGUUGAAUUUGCUGAUUAUCUGUGCAUUCUCUAAUGCUUAGCCAGUAAGAUUUUUCUUUUCAUAAAUUGGGACAUUCCUAUGCAGUCAAGCAAUGGGCUUCCCUUUCGUAGAAGGACUUAUUAAAAUGCUUAACCAGGCAACUGGUUAAGAGGAGCAUUUAGUUCUUGCCAAAGCGAUUCCGUUACAAUGAUGCUAGUAGAAAUGAUUAACUGACAGGACAGUUUGUAAUCUUUGCAUUUUUUCUUAUACCACGUAUUGUGCUUUGGAGGCUCUUCAAUACAAUGUUUGGCAUGAAGUUUUUUUUUGUCUUUGUGAUGCAAUCAUGAUAGUGACAUCAGGAUCAAAACCACUUUGAAAUUGUUAUAGGUUGCAUCAACAAACAAGACUGUUGGCUCAUCCUGUACUCCUUACUGCUGUCAAUCAGAGAUUAAAUGGUCUCUGUGCUUAACCACAGAAAUCAUAUUUUCAAAGGACAGCGUUAACUAUGUUUUUUUAAAAACGAGUUGUGAUCUGCUUCUACUUUGCAUCCCAAAAAGGGGCCUAUUAGUGUACCACUGAAACUCAUUUCUCUGACUCCAUGCAAAUCUGAAUUUUAAUGGCUAUUAGUUUGGCUGCCAAACAUCUACACAGCUGAGUCACUAGAUCAUGCAACAGCAACGAUAGUUGUAAAUUAUGAACAAUACAGUUUUUCCACCUUGCAGUUCAUGUAAAUACAUUUCAGAAUAACCUACUUGUAAAUGUUCAGAUUCUCUUAAUGCACCUUAAUAAAAUGAAUACAAUCUGUGCCUCAGAUAUGCAAUCUCAAUAUAAGCAGCACAUUGUGAAACUGUGUGUACUUGGUAUAUUGUCUGCUGUACAGCGAUCAAAUGUCAAUAAAUAAAAACUUC
This is a messenger RNA of Chiloscyllium plagiosum (whitespotted bambooshark), 7453 nucleotides long. RefSeq names its product forkhead box M1 (gene foxm1). Gene Ontology annotation, biological process: regulation of cell population proliferation; regulation of transcription by RNA polymerase II; G2/M transition of mitotic cell cycle. Gene Ontology annotation, molecular function: DNA-binding transcription factor activity; RNA polymerase II transcription regulatory region sequence-specific DNA binding. Gene Ontology annotation, cellular component: nucleus. The record is from RefSeq and is a predicted model, not a curated record. NCBI's taxonomy places the organism in Eukaryota, Metazoa, Chordata, Chondrichthyes, Orectolobiformes, Hemiscylliidae.